Molecule: messenger RNA, 2944 nt
Organism: Hibiscus syriacus
Lineage: Eukaryota; Viridiplantae; Streptophyta; Magnoliopsida; Malvales; Malvaceae
Product: protein LONGIFOLIA 1-like
Exons: 3
Coding region: 272-2569 (765 amino acids)
Biological process (GO): regulation of monopolar cell growth
Source: RefSeq, a predicted model, not a curated record
GUGAAGUUGCGUCCCAGUAACGAGAGCUGCCUCGUGUCCCCACAGCACUGCUCUUUAUUUUACUUAAGUUGGCCCACCCUUUUAAAGGCCAUAAAAGCGGGAGAAUGGAUAUGCAUGUAGAUGCUGCACCGCUGCUGUUACAGCCAGAGGGGAAUGGAAGAACAUGAAGGCAAAAUGUGAUGAUGUAAGUUCAGAGAAAAGAUUGAGUUGAGUGAAAGGGGGUGGAUUAUUAUUGAGCUUCAAACGAAGAUUAAGUUUUUUCUUCUUAAAGAUGAAGGGUAUGGUGCAAGAGAAAAAACUUGAGAAGAAAAGAGGGAAACAAAAGGGAUGCAUGGGUGGUUUCUUUCAGAUCUUUGAUACUGGAAAACGCCUUCACACUAUCAAGCGCCUCCCUUCAACGGCGUCUAGAGAAGAGACAUUGGAGCACGAGAAGCACGUCGAGUCACCGGCAACGCCACAAGGCCGAUCAGAACCACCACAGGAUAUUUCGAAGCAAUCUCCGGAACCUUUCAUUACGACAGGAAGCCAGAAAAAGUCACCUCGCCGCAGUCCAAUUUUCGAAUUCAACGAAAAGAACUCGACGUCUCCGUGGAAAUUCUCCAAAGAAGCUCCAAGGCUCUCUCUCGAUAGCAGAGCCGUGGUUGAUGCAACCGGAAGCCUUAAGCCCCGAGAGAUGCGUACGAAUGCCGCCAUUUCAUCUCCGAACCAAUGCGAAAGCAACAGAGAGGAAGACGGAGUAGAUGGAAUCGACAAACAACGACGUUCCCCCAGUGUACUGGCGAGGCUAAUGGGACUUGAGGCGCCAUUACCUGAUUCGGAUCCCGAACCGAAUAAACAAGCGGAGCUCCGAAGAUCGGCGUCGGAAGCAAGAGGCAGAGACCUAUUUCAGUCUCGUUUCAUAGAUGGAGUCAAUUUCCAUUCAAAACAGAGCAAGCAAUCGAAUCUCCUGAACGGAGAUAUUUCCAGCAACGUGGUAACUAAAAAUGGAGCUAAACAAGAGAAAGUAACGAGCAGCGGAUCAGCAGGCUCAAGAAAAGCGAGAGCUGAACCGGUUAAAACUCCGGCUCGAGGAAUGAUUCAACGGAAAAUUUUUUACGAUUCAGUUGAUUUCUUUCCUGAGACAAAACAGAGAGUUUCCAUCUAUGGUGAGAUUGGGAAACGACUUAAACUCCGAGGAAUUGACGAACCAUCCAAAGAUUUCGAGACCGUUAAGCAAUUCCUCGAAGUUUUGCAACUGAAAGGCCUUCUACAUUCUACGAAACCUGAAAACCAAAGUAGUGAUGGGAACUUUGCGUAUGAACAUGAACAAUCUCCGAUUGUUGUUAUUAAACCGGCCGCAAUAAGGAGAACCGACAACGAUUCGCCUCCUUCGAGUUACAGAUCAAGACCUGGAGCUAGCUGGAACUCGAAUCUCGGGUCGUCGCUGACAAUGAGUCCGAGACGUGAUCGACCAGAGAACGUAAGGAACUUACGGAACCAGAGCAGUGUAAGAGGUUCAAUUUCGCCGACGAAGAGUGAGAAUGGCGUCAAGAGACCAAGCGGAAAGCUUUUGAGCAUUGAAGCGCAGAGAGGGAACGACAACGUGGAACAGAGAAGUGUAUCACCGGUUCAGUUCGGUAGAGUAAAUGAGAGGAGAACCAGAUUAGAUCAGACGACGAAUAGAUCACCGGGAAACAGGAAAUCAACGGCUGAUAUUUAUCCUAAAGAAGAUAAGGUAUUUAUUCCACCGGAGGAUGAAACAUCAACAGCAUCAAUAUGUAGCAUUUGUUCAUCUUCUCAAACUGAUACUGAGAGAUCGAAGGUGGAGCCCUACAAGGAAGGGAGAAGCCUCUUAGAAAGGUGUGAUAAGUUGCUCCACAGCAUAGCGGAGAUGACCGCGGCUACAGCUGAGUCGCAACCGAGUCCGAUUUCGGUGCUCGACUCAUCUUUUUACAAAGAUGAGUCGUCUCCCUCCCUUUUCAUGCAACGUAGAAUCGAUUUCAAAGGUUUUGUUGAAUCAGAAGAUGAAGUUUGGAGCCCCGCCAGUGCCAUGUCCUCCGUCGAAUCAAAAUCAUCAGACAUAUCAGACGACUGUGAUUUCAUCUACAUUUCGGAUAUCCUCAGAGCAUCCAACCACUUGCCUGAUGAUGCUGAUAUCUUCUUGUUGCUUGAAAAGCAACAAUAUCUCAAAGGGAAAGACACCUCCAAAGUCUAUAGACUCCAAAGAAAGCUUAUAUUCGACACCAUCAAAGAAAUUCUCAACCGAAAGGGACAACUACCGCCAUGGAAGCUCAAUUCAUGGACUGGACAUGGCACAUCGUUGCAACAAAUUUGGUCCGAGUUCCAAAAGAUUCGAGAUAGGGACUCAUCGGAUGACUUGUUCGAGAUCAUUUGUGGUGUGUUAAGAAAGGACCUUGCAGGGGAUGCCGUUAACGGUUGGGAAGAUUGCCCCAUUGAGAUGUCUGAAGCAGUCCUUUACAUCGAACGGCUAAUAUUUAAAGAUCUGAUUGUCGAAACCAUACGAGGUCUCCUCGAUUUCGCUGGAAGAAGCACUAAAAUCCCAGCAAUUUGUAGAAAGCUAGUGUUCUGAAUAUGGCUAUCAAUUCCAUUCCAGAUUCCCAGUAUCGGUCGGUGCAAAGCUUCUGUUUCGCUUCGAUCGUUCAAUUGUGUUCCAGUCUAUUUCGAUCAAUAAUGAUACGUGCCAACAGGCAACAACUUUGGUCUGAAACUUGACCAUUGCUGGUAAUGAUAAAUCCAGGCUUUCAAGUUGUAGUUUUGUGGUUGUUGGUGAUAACUUAUCAUAUUAGGCUAGGGUCACUGUGUUGUCAAGGUGAGUCCAUUGACCCAGAUUUCAUUCCAAAGGCCAUCUAGAAUUGAAGUGUGAGAUGAACAAAUAACAGCAUAUCGGCAUUGUUCCAAAUCUUCCGAGCUAACGCAUGUACAUCCAAAUCAACAGAAGACGAUA